Teleopsis dalmanni is the source of this 1560-nucleotide messenger RNA. It is a transcript of the gene Gr32a, whose product is annotated as gustatory and pheromone receptor 32a. Bases 151 to 1470 code for a protein of 439 amino acids. Lineage: Eukaryota; Metazoa; Arthropoda; Insecta; Diptera; Diopsidae. Gene Ontology annotation, biological process: sensory perception of taste. The record is from RefSeq and is a predicted model, not a curated record. Gene Ontology annotation, cellular component: neuronal cell body; axon; membrane. The transcript has 4 exons.
AUAGUGCAAAAAUUUUUUGGUUUAGUACGUGCAUAAAGUCGCGACCUAUGCGUGUUCUAAACGGUUUGCCUUUCGUUCUAAACUUAAUUGUGUGUCAUGCUUAAAAAGUUGAGAGAAAAAUAAUACUUCAAGAAUAAUUUGAAAAAAACAAUGUGCCAGGGUGGGUGGACCAUCAAUAUGCCGUCGAAUAAGAAUAAAGACUCACCAACACACCAGAGACCCAAUUACAACACGGAAUUUUUACGUGAACCGGCUAAAGAAAAUUCCGUUUUUAAGGACAUCCGAACUAUACUAUUUAUUUUGAAAGCAACUGGUUUAUUACCCAUAUAUAAACAACUUUCGAACUAUGAAGUUGGCCCACCUAAUAAAUCGCAUGAGUUCUAUUCGUUUUUUGUGCGGGGCGUUGUACAUGGACUUACCAUUUUUAAUUUGUAUAAUCUCUUUAAACCUGGUGGUUCUCAAUUGUUUUAUUCAUACAGUGAGACGGAUAAUAUUAAUCAAUGGAUCGAAAUUAUACUAUGCGUUAUCACCUAUUCGGCCACGGUACUUAUAUGUACCAAAAACUCGAAAUCCUUUCUGAAAAUUAUAAAUGAAAUACUGAAGGUUGAUGAGGAAGUACGACGACAAUUUCAUGCCACAUUAAGCAAUAACUGUGAGUUUUCUGUUAAAUUUAUAGUCGGCAUCUGCAUUUGCCAGUGGUACAUAAUAAUACUCAAAAUAAUUUCUGCGACCAAUCAACUAACACCGACGUCCUAUAUACUGAUCGCAUUCUAUGCUAUACAAAAUGGCAUGUCCAGUAUAUUUAUUAUUUUUGCCGCUGCAUUACUCAGAAUCGUGUCGAUGCGGUUCGAGUACCUGAAUCUGGUAUUGAAUGGUUAUACCUACGCACAGCAACGCAAGAUAAGUAAAUAUUGGCGCCGAGUAGGUGAGAAUGGGGCUGCGGCUAUGGAAACUUUUCCAGAUAUUUCAUUGUUUACGUAUCGUAUGCAUAAUAAAUUGUUGCGCAUCUAUAAGUCCAUAAAUGAAUGUUGUAGUCUAAUUUUGGUUGGUUAUAUGGGAUAUGCCUUUUAUACUAUAACCACUACGGCCUAUAAUUUAUUUGUGCAAAUUACCACAAAUAAUAUAUCGAUGAACGUAUUACAGUGGUGUUUGGCUUGGUUGUGUUUACAUAUCUCAUUACUGGCUAUAUUAUCAAAGAGUUGUGGACAAGCAACAAGGGAGGCUAACACAACUUCUCAGAUAUUAGCUCGGGUUUACGGAAAAAGCAAGGAGUAUCAAAAUAUAAUUGACAAAUUUCUAACCAAAAGCAUAAAACAAGAUGUGCAGUUUACAGCUUAUGGAUUCUUUGUCAUUGAUAACUCAACACUUUUUAAGAUAUUUUCAGCUGUCACAACUUAUUUGGUUAUUCUGAUACAAUUUAAACAACUUGAAGACUCAAAGAUGGAAGAUCAGAUAGCAGCACAAACAUAAAUUCAAUUUCAAUUUCAGUUAAUUGCACAUAAAUUUGCACGCACAACUAUAUUUAACUUAUAUUUAUGCAGCAAUGAUAUUAAGUAUAUG